Hermetia illucens (black soldier fly) is the source of this 1571-nucleotide messenger RNA. Its product is annotated as MKI67 FHA domain-interacting nucleolar phosphoprotein. The transcript has 2 exons. Gene Ontology annotation, biological process: maturation of LSU-rRNA from tricistronic rRNA transcript (SSU-rRNA, 5.8S rRNA, LSU-rRNA). Gene Ontology annotation, molecular function: RNA binding. Lineage: Eukaryota; Metazoa; Arthropoda; Insecta; Diptera; Stratiomyidae. Gene Ontology annotation, cellular component: nucleolus. The coding region runs from base 76 to 1479 and encodes 467 amino acids. The record is from RefSeq and is a predicted model, not a curated record.
UCAAAAUACCACACGUGCUAUUGGCAACAGUCCGGUCUUUAAAGUCAGUGUUUUUGUUAGAUAAAUUGCAAUAAAAUGCCGCCUAUCGCGAAAAAAUAUAAAGUAAAGUCAAAUUCGGAUGUGUCUGACAAGAGUGUUUCAGAGAGUCCGGCGAAAAAGACUGUCGUCUCAGGACAAUUACAGAAAUCAAUAGCCAACAAGCGGAAAGCCCGCAAAGGAAAAUUCAAGUCCCAGCGAGGUGUUGUGUACGUGAAAAACUUGCCGCAUGGCUUCUUCGAGGAGCAACUUCAAAAGUACUUCCAACAGUUCGGGAGGGUUACGAAGGUUCGCUUGGCCCGGUCAACCCGCACGGGCACCAGCAAAGGCUUCGCAUUCAUUGAGUUCGAAGUACCAGAGGUUGCCGAGAUUGCGGCAGAAACGAUGAACAACUAUCUCAUGUUUAGGAAGAUUGUCAAAGCCACCUACAUUCCACCGAAUGAGCAAAAAUACAAUUUCUUCAAAACAUCAGUUCGCAAAGUUCGGAACAAGUUUGGCAAAGAAAUCUUCGUUUCCUGCAAGACACGAGCUGCCAACCGCACAGUUCGCCAGAUGAAUAAUUGGUCAGACGAAAACUACGAAAAGCGAGUUAAGAAGAGCAAGCGGAAAUUGAAUGCACUUAAGCGCAAAUAUGCAGAAUUUGACGUUGAUCUGGAUGCUUGUGUGCUCGGACCAGAUGGUUCAGUUGCCAAGGAGGAGUCCUCUAAUGCCGAGAAAAGUGACCAAUCGGGCGCCCACUCCCCCGUUAAGAAGAAGCAGAAAACAGCCAGCAAUGGGGAUGCUUCAGUGAGUUCCGGCGUAGAUUCCACUCCAGCGAAAUCUACGCCGUCAACGAAAUCUGAAAAAUCUUCCACGAGUCAGAAAGAAAAUCAGAAACUGAAGAAGCACAGCUCGGGGGGUGUUACGAUAGAACACCUUUUACAUACAACCAUAGAAGACGACAGCUCCGGGGAUGAAGAUUUCAUCCCCGACGAUAAGUUUGUUUCGGACGAUGACACCUUGCAUGAUGAGGACGAUGAAGAAUCCGAAAAUGAAGAUGGGGAGUUAUCGGAGCAAAAGAGCAGUUCCAAAGGUUCGAGCAAUGGCAAGGAAACCACCCUGCACCGUUUGAUGGAGGAUACGAUAGAGGAAGAUGAUUCUUCGGAUGACGAUUUUGAUCCUGAAGAGGAAAGUGAAUGGAAUUCGGCAUCGGAAAGCGACGAGGACUCGCCUACAGAAAUUUCCAAAAAGAAAACGCCCAACGCCCAGAGUAAAUUAGAGAAAAUCAGUCAAAGAAAGCCGCUCCAAGGUGGGAUUCAGAAGAAAGGCAAAGUACAAAAGCCAGUCAAGAGCACAGCGCUGAGGCAGAAGAUUCAGGAAUCUGUCAAGGCGAUGGUGAAACAGAAGCAAAUAGCACCAGUUAAAGGUAAAGUCGGUAAGAAAGCGAAGAAGCGUAGCGUGUAGCAGUGAUCUAAUCGCGGUUUUUGUAAGGUUAAGUCAGUUUGUUUCGUAUUACGUAUUUCGUUUAAUAAAAGUAUAUUUUAUUGACACUGAAA